Nilaparvata lugens (brown planthopper) is the source of this 591-nucleotide messenger RNA. RefSeq lists its product as uncharacterized. Lineage: Eukaryota; Metazoa; Arthropoda; Insecta; Hemiptera; Delphacidae. The record is from RefSeq and is a predicted model, not a curated record.
CCUUCAAGACUGGCCCGAGUCGAAAGCAGAGAAUUGGAUGAAAAUUCAUUAGGAAGUGUAGAUGGAGGGCAGAAGGUUAUCUCUGACAAUAUUGAUAGUAGCCUACAGCAGUCUCAGCUACCAAUAGUCUAAAUAGUGAUGGAGCAUUAUUCCAAUAACUUGUAUCCACUUGCUGAUAACACCGCAGAUGACGUUAAUUAAUGUCAGUUGACUGACAGCCAUCUAGGAGAAAGUAUCCAUCCAGCAGAUAAUCAUGUCUUGUUUACGGCAAAUAUUCAAACUUUGCAUUUUAUCGGCUUUGAUCUCAGUCUCAUUCAGUGAGGAUCAGACUUGUCCUACGUUCACUAAAUCUGAGGAUGUCACCAAGCUGACCGGAACCUGGUACGUCGUCCGAGGAAUUGAACAUAAAGCAGUGAAGCAGAGUGUAACAAACAAAGCCGCAAAAUCAUGCCCACAAUUGAAGAUCGAAAUCGAGGCGUCCUCUGAAGUGAAGAUUUCUUGGCUCAAGAAAAAUACUACAACAGAGCAAAUCAACUAUUUCCGCAUCAAAGGAGACAAAUCCAACAUAUUGAUUAAGCAAAGUAAAGAAGG